GUCUCCAUUGGAUAGCUAAGCUCAACCCCUCCUGGCAAGCAAGCAACUCGGCUUCCUUCGCAUCGCCACACCUGAAGACAACUUGCCUGGCUGCCAGGACCACUUCACACUUUUCAUAACGAGCUGCUGUGGUGGUGGUGUAGGUCGUGCUCAGUGUGUUAUCCAGAGUGGUUUGUGUUUUCGCUGUGGUGGUGUGCUGAUUGUGCUUUUUUCUUUCUAGAGGAUAUGACAACCAGCUUGAUGGUUUCUAGAUUAGAAAACUCGGGGGUUGAAGGCAAUGAAUAAUUGCACGUUGGAUUACCACAAAUGACAUUUGUUCUAUAGCAAGCUGGAAUUAAAUCAUUCAUUUCCCGCUCAUGCAGUACUUUGUCAUCACCCACUCAUUCGUCCAAUAGAACUUACGAUGGUUUAACCUUUUCAGGAUUAUCAACUGUCGGCUAUGUUAGCAUGGUUCUCUUUUUGUUAUUUAGAGCAAGUUGUGUCGUCAUGUUGUCACUACUGUUACUAGUAGUCUGCAGUGCAAUAAUGACCAGUCCUCUCAGUUUAUUGGUGAUGGAGCCUCCCAUGAAGCAUAAGCCCAGUGCUGUGCCAAUCAACACUUCGGUGGAGGAACUGGAGUUAGAAGAUAAAAGUGCUGUGUUAGUCAAGCGCAGGAGGAUUGAAUUUUUGGGAUCAAUUGUCCAACCACAACAGGGCAUUGAAGUUGACAUGGAGCACAAAGUUGCUGAUGAUCUUCCAGUUGAAAUUUCUACUGGGGACGAUCCCAUGGAUGUGCUCAUUGAUUGUGCGAUGCAGAGCUCUGGUGACGCGAAUGGUUGUGGUAAUCAACCAGCAAGGUUGAGACUGCCAAAAAUAUGCGCUGCAAUUGGCUGGAAAGAGCCAUCAUUUGACUUUGAAGAACAAGGACCUCCUCAUAACAAAUUAUUCAUUUGCAAGGUGACUGUCCACCUAGAGGGACUCGUCAACACUGUUAUGGAGUGCUUCGGUGACCCCAAGCCUAAGAAGAAAGCUGCACAAGAUCAUGCUGCUCAAGCGGCACUGUGGUGCCUCGAGCGCUUUGGGCAUGCCAAGUGAUCUUCAGAUGUGUCGCUACAAGCAGCGCGUCUGUCUGCACUCCUGCUGCUCUGUCUGACCAACCUUUGUUUCCGUUGCCAUAUGUACAUGUCUCGUUUAACCUAGGGUCAGGUGGUAUAGUUGUUCGUUCAUUGGUGCUUAGCCGUGCUUGAACUUGUUGCUGGUGGCAGAAUGUCAGCACCAUCAUCGUCGUCCUCUGUGGAUCCCUCCCCGUGAGGAGUCAUUUUGGCCUGGGCGCGUGGUUAAGAAUUUCAUUCCUGGGUAGUACAUAUCAUGCUGUGACGAUUGUUGUGGCAUAUCGAUUAUCCAAUUGUCCUUGCAGUUGUGGGUA
This is a messenger RNA of Setaria italica (foxtail millet), 1405 nucleotides long. Its product is annotated as ribonuclease 3-like protein 1. Lineage: Eukaryota; Viridiplantae; Streptophyta; Magnoliopsida; Poales; Poaceae. Bases 448 to 1074 code for a protein of 208 amino acids. The record is from RefSeq and is a predicted model, not a curated record. The transcript has 5 exons.